Messenger RNA from Scheffersomyces coipomensis, 1303 nucleotides. RefSeq lists its product as uncharacterized. NCBI's taxonomy places the organism in Eukaryota, Fungi, Ascomycota, Pichiomycetes, Serinales, Debaryomycetaceae. The transcript has a single exon. The coding region runs from base 152 to 1207 and encodes 351 amino acids. The record is from RefSeq and is a predicted model, not a curated record.
AUGUAUCUUUAAUUUUGCCGUUAUUGUGGACUUUUUUUUCAACCACGCUUUCAGGAAGAUUUACAAAAACGCUUCAAAUAUACUCUUCCUUUUAUCAAAAGCUUUUAGUUUUACAACAACAAUAGUUGUAUCAAUUGUAAGAGGUAUAUCCAUGUCAGUGGUGUUUCGUGAAAGUAAUCUACUUUCGCCUCGAUAUAUCAAACUAACAAGUCAAGCCAGUGGUUCAAUUAGGAUAAAUCAUUCACCUCCUCCCCCUAUUAUCCCACCUUCCGUUUCUCCUCCUUCACAAAAUGCAUACAACUUUAGUGCCAUCAGUACUAUAAGUGAACAUAAUCAACAAUUUAUAGUAAGGCGAUAUAAUAAAGUUGAUUGUUUAAGUAACGCCCAAAUAAGUCACGUUAAGUUUAGAUCUUCAGGGGUUAUUAAUAAUGAUGUAGAUGAUUCCAAAAAUGAAAUUAAUCAAAAGGAACAAUUAAAGAAAGCCAACUUGGGCUCUAUAAUUGAUGAAUUAAAAGUAUUAAUUCCAAACAUCUUAAACACUUCCUUACCCACUCAUGUGUUAUCCAAAGAUAUAUUAUUAAGAGUUUGUCCAACCCAUUUCAAUGAACCAUAUUUGCCAGCUCUAAAAGGACAUACUACAUAUUAUGCAACCUGCAAAGCAUUACAAUUGAUUUUGACUUCAUUUGUCCUCAGUCCUAAGGUUAAGUUACACGUACAGUCCAUAAGGGUUCACGAGGGAGCAGAUGCAUUGGCUGUAUUUAAUGAAUCGACUAAAAUUUAUGUCAGAUGGACAACUUGCGCUGAAGGUUGUGAUCAUUUAUCCUCUGAAGAACAAAGUGGAACUAAUAAUUUAAAAAACGACUUGUUCCAUUCCACAUCAGAUGCUAAGUUGGGUUCUCAUAAAUGGUCAAAGUUAGAUACUAUGAGGAUAUUGAAUGAUUCAAAUAAAAGUCAAGAAAGUAAUGGUGGUGGCUCUGGAAGCUUAUCGAAAAACUUACCAUCAAUAACGAAAGCUUUAUCUCAAUUGCCGGCUGCUUUGAUUGGGUUAACUAAAGUCAAUAAUAAAUUAGAAAGAGUUAUUUCAGGGAUAUUUAUAUUUGAAUUGAAUGAGACAAAUGAUGAAAUUAUAGUUCAUACAGUUGAAAACGUGGAUAUUAUUGAAAGAACUGAAACAGAAGAUGUUGAUGGUCAAUUAAGGGUUUGUUAAGAUGUAUAUGAAGUCCCCAAAUAUUAUACAAAAGCUAAUAAAAAUAGUUACUAUCAUUAAUUAUAUAUUUUUCUGUAAAUAGCAAAAUAAAACUUA